Zasmidium cellare ATCC 36951 is the source of this 684-nucleotide messenger RNA. RefSeq lists its product as uncharacterized. Gene Ontology annotation, cellular component: core mediator complex; mediator complex. Gene Ontology annotation, biological process: termination of RNA polymerase II transcription; regulation of transcription by RNA polymerase II. The record is from RefSeq and is a predicted model, not a curated record. The transcript is spliced from 2 exons. Lineage: Eukaryota; Fungi; Ascomycota; Dothideomycetes; Mycosphaerellales; Mycosphaerellaceae. The coding region runs from base 1 to 684 and encodes 227 amino acids. Gene Ontology annotation, molecular function: transcription coregulator activity.
AUGCACGAAUACCUCCUCUACGCCCAGGUGCCCGUCGUGAGGGGUCGCCAGGUCCUGAACAUCCUCGCUGGCGUCACCGCGUCGCAGCCCGUGCCGAUUCGCGAGGAGCAUGUCGUCUUGGCCGAGCUCAAGCCAGAACCGGCAGUGGUGAAGAAGACCAAACAGCAGCAAGAGAAGCAGAUCCCCUCAUAUCGCCGCCUCGUCCGCAAUGUCGCAACCAACCCCGACGGCUCCCUCAACCCCAUCCCCUGGCGCCUCCGCGCCGAGCAGACGCCUGACCCAGGCAUGCCCAACUUCAUCUCACGACAAGUCACCCAGCGCGACGUCGACUCCGCAGAACUCGAGAAAUCGCAGGAAUUGUAUCGCUUCAAGUCGAACUACACCCUCCUCGGCCACCGCUUCGUCUACGGCAACGUCAUCGUCCGCAUCGUGCGGAUUCACAUUCCUGUCGACAACACCAAAGAAAUCGAUAUCUUCUCCUCGGAUGACCAGGAUCUGAGACUCCUCGACCCGAGCGGCAACUGGCUCGUCGAGGCGAUCACUCGAGUCGAAGACCCCUCGAAUUCCGAACUCACCGACAAGGCCAAAAAGGACUUGCUCGCCUUUCAGACGCUCGUGGAAGGCGCCGUUGACAUCUACACACCCGAUCGGUUUGCCCUCGACACGCGCAUCAGGAACGUCUAG